Magallana angulata is the source of this 401-nucleotide messenger RNA. RefSeq lists its product as uncharacterized. The coding region runs from base 42 to 377 and encodes 111 amino acids. The transcript is spliced from 3 exons. Lineage: Eukaryota; Metazoa; Mollusca; Bivalvia; Ostreida; Ostreidae. The record is from RefSeq and is a predicted model, not a curated record.
ACUGUGGCCGGAUUUAUUCAAGUUGUUUGAAACAAGUUGAGAUGGGGCGUUUAACAAUCUUUGUCUCCAUUUUCUGUGUUCUUUUUGUUUACUCUGAAGCGUCAUGUUGGUCUGAGAGGAGAGGAAAUGGGUACUAUUGUACAUAUGGGAACAUGUUUCUGCACAAGGGCGAAAGUUACUUUAAUGCAACGGCUCCAUACUGUCACAAAUGCACGUGUUCUGAAGAUGCAUAUAGGUUAAACUGUUGCAGCCUUGGGAAUACUAUCACCAUGAUUCCAGACGACUGUGAGAUAAAACAGGUUGGAUGCAACCAGGAAGCUGUUAGCAAAGCCGACCGAAGCAAACCUUGUAAUGGUCCAGUAGGUGGUGUCGUAUAAAAUUGUUUGCAAAAUAAACAAGUC